AUGUCGUCUUUCGCAUUACGCGCCGCUCUGGCGCUCCCCGCCCUUGCUCCUGUCGCCCAUGCGGCUUACUCCAUUGACAGCAACGAUGCCAUCAAGAGUGCUGCUUCAUCACUUGCCCACGACACUAUGAGCUAUUACAAGGGAAACCUCUCAGGUCAAACUCCUGGUAUUCUGCCCGGCCCUCCUCCUGCUGGUGACUACUACUGGUGGGAGGCGGGCGCCCUCUGGGGCGCAAUGAUAGACUACUGGCACUUCACCGGCGACACCACCUACAACGAUGUCGUGACGGACGCCAUGCUCUUCCAGGUCGGGCCAAACCGAGAUUACAUGCCUCCAAACGGCUUCUGGGGCAUGUCCGCCAUGACCGCUGCUGAAAACAACUUCCCCAAUCCGCCCUCCGACCAGCCUCAGUGGCUAGCCCUCGCUCAAGCCGUCUUCAACACACAAGCAGAUCCUGUGAGGCACGACAACACCUGCAACGGUGGUCUGCGUUGGCAAAUCCCUCUGUCCAACAACGGAUACGAUUACAAAAACAGCAUCGCGAACGGCUGCUUCUUCAACCUCGGCGCACGACUGGCCCGCUAUACUGGCAACAAGACCUACGCCGACUGGGCCGAGCAGACUUGGGACUGGGUCCGAGGUGUCGGAUUUAUGGACGCAGACUACAAUAUCUACGAUGGUGCCCAUGUUGGUACUAACUGCACCGACAUAAACAAAGCCCAGUUCUCGUACAACAACGGCGUCUUCCUGCUCGGCGCCGCCCACAUGUACAAUUAUACGAAUGGCGACGAGACCUGGAAGUCACGAGUACAAGGACUCCUGGACGCGACCAUCAAAGUCUUCUUCCCCAACAAUAUAGCAUACGAAGUGGCGUGUGAAGAGCACAUGACUUGCACGACCGACAUGCUCAGCUUCAAAGGCUACGUCCACCGAUGGUUGGCCACCAUGACACAGAUUGCACCUUUUACGCACGAUCAGAUCAUGAACGUCCUGGAGACUUCGACAAAGGCAGCCAUAAGCCAGUGCACAGGAGGAUCGUCGGGCACUCAGUGCGGGUUCCAAUGGUCCAGCGGCACCUUUGAUGGAAGCGUAGGCGCCGGGCAAUCCAUGAACGUGUUGGGCGCUGUGUCGUCGUUGAUGGUCGGAUCAGUUGCCGCACCCGUGACCAACUCCACGGGCGGCACAAGUGUUGGUAACAACAACGCCGGUUCUUCAUCCGACACAUUCACGGGAGACACGAGGCCACCAACCACGGGUGACAAGGCCGGUGCAUCAAUUCUCACCAUCCUAGUCUUGGCCGCCGCUGCCGGCACCUUUGGAUGGAUGUCGACGGGCAUUUAA
Diaporthe amygdali is the source of this 1341-nucleotide messenger RNA. RefSeq names its product glycosyl hydrolase family 76. The transcript has 5 exons. The record is from RefSeq and is a predicted model, not a curated record. The coding region runs from base 1 to 1341 and encodes 446 amino acids. Gene Ontology annotation, biological process: fungal-type cell wall biogenesis; carbohydrate catabolic process. Gene Ontology annotation, molecular function: mannan endo-1,6-alpha-mannosidase activity. Lineage: Eukaryota; Fungi; Ascomycota; Sordariomycetes; Diaporthales; Diaporthaceae.